Molecule: messenger RNA, 891 nt
Organism: Miscanthus lutarioriparius
Lineage: Eukaryota; Viridiplantae; Streptophyta; Magnoliopsida; Poales; Poaceae
Source: the annotation of a GenBank genome assembly
AUGGCCGCUGCCACCGCCGCCGCCGCGCUCGCCUCCCCGGCGGCCAUCCGCGCAUCGCCGGUGCGUCGCGGCCUCGUCAGCUUCGCCCCUGCGCUCCACUCCGGCCCCGACCGCAGCUCCCGCGCCGUCGCCCUCCCCGGUGUAAGAACUCAUGUUGCGGCUGUUGAUGAAGCCAUUGUACAAGGUGAGACAAAGUUGGAAGGUCCUGUGGUUGUUGUUACUGGUGCUUCCAGGGGUAUUGGGAAAGCCACUGCAUUGGCUCUUGGAAAAGCAGGCUGCAAGGUCUUGGUGAAUUAUGCCCGAUCUUCAAAGGAGGCUGAAGAAGUCUCAGAGGAGAUUGAAGCAUCCGGAGGCCAGGCUAUUACCUUUGGAGGAGAUGUUUCCAAAGAGGCUGAUGUUGAAUCUAUGAUAAAAACGGCUGUUGAUACAUGGGGAACGAUUGAUGUACUAGUAAAUAAUGCAGGAAUCACACGGGACACACUGUUGAUGAGAAUGAAGAAAUCGCAGUGGCAAGAUGUGAUUGAUUUGAAUCUUACAGGUGUUUUCCUUUGCACGCAGGCUGCAACAAAAGUAAUGAUGAAGAAGAAAAAGGGAAGAAUUAUCAACAUAGCAUCGGUUGUUGGUCUAACUGGCAAACGUUAUUGCCCUGGCUUUAUUGCAUCAGAUAUGACUGCUGAACUUGGUGAAGAGCUAGAGAAGAAAAUUCUGUCAGCUAUUCCCUUAGGGCGAUAUGGUCGGCCAGAAGAUGUAGCAGGUCUGGUGGAAUUCCUAGCCCUCAGCCCUGCUGCAAGCUACAUCACAGGACAGGUCCUCACCAUCGAUGGAGGAAUGGUUCCAGCUCCAGCCAUGUUUUGGUCAUUUGCAUCUCUUAUUGGCACGCUCUUUCCAUAA